AUGGAGAGAGGAGGAGGGAGUGGCAUCGGGGGCAUGCCGGGCGCUCCCCAGAACAUCCUGGACGCCGGAGCUCAGGAAUACUACCCCGCCAUCGCCGCCGCCUACCCGUUCCCGCCGCUUCAGCACCAGCAGCUCUACUGCCCUCCGGUGACCUACCCGGUCAUGCCACCACCUGUUCCGAUGCAGAUGCCCAUGCCUAUGGCCAUGCCCGUGCCUAUGCCCAUGCCGCCGCCGCAGACUGUCGCGAUUUCGCAGCAAUUCGGGAUCCCCAUGCCGGCGGCUGCCGCCACGGCGUCGGUCGACGGACCGCCGAGCCGCGCCGUCGUCCUCAGCCUGCUGCCGCCGCACACGCCGGAGGCCGAGGUGGCGCGCGCGAUGGCGCCCUUCGGCGACGUGCGCGCCGUGGACUCGCUGGCCCUGGCGUCCGAGGGCGUGGCCACCGUGCACUUCUUCGACCUCCGCGCAGCCGAGCGCGCCGUCGCCGCCGUGCGCGAGCAGCACAUGCGGAGGCAGUGCCUCCUCAGCCAGCACUACGCCGCCAUGGGCGCCUGGCCUCCCCAGCAGCCGCCACCGCCGCCCAUGGACUGGCCCCAAGACGACGGCCUCGGCCUCGGCCUCGUCCUUGGCCAGGCCGUCUGGGCCAACUUCGCCGCCGGCUGCUCCCUGCCGGACGGCGGCCCCAACGGCGGCUCCCUCAUCGUGCUCAAUUGCCUCCCGGACGUCUCCCUUUCCGAGCUCCGCCAGGCCUUCCAAGCUUACGGUGACUUGAAGGAUGUGAGGGAGCCGGCGCAUCGGUCCAGCCACAAGUUCUUGGACUUCUUCGACUCGCGCGACGCCGCGCGCGCGCUCGCUGAGCUCAACGGCCGGGACUUCUUCGGCCACCGGCUCCUCCUCGAGUACACGCGCCCAUCCAUCCCCGGUGUCCGCAGGCGCGCGCACGUGCCGCAGCGGCCCUUGGCCCCGACGCCGCCGAGGCUACAAUCAACGUGGCGUCCCUUGCCGGCUCCGGCUAAACCGCCCCCGCCGGCGCCGCCGUCGUCCGGCGCAGGCAAAGCGAGGGAAGGGGUGGUGCUGCUGAGGAGGAGCUCCCCUAAGUCCAGCGCCAGUGAUCAGUCCAAGGCUGGCAACAAUGCCGGCACGAGCCAAGAACGGAAGGGCAAACGAGGAAAGAACAUCACCAUCGUCGUGAACGCAACGUCGGCUUCUCCUGCUUCGCCUUCCGAGUCGCCGUCGCCGGCGUCGGCGUCGGCGUCCGGCAAGCAGCCGUGCACGAAAGCAGUCGGCCGCUCGGGCAGCUGGAGAGGCCCGAAGGGCUGGAGACACGGCUGGGAGACGCGGUACGAGUUCAAGCAGCCCGACGCCGACAACAACGCCGCCACUGCCGGAGCAGCCACCGACAGCAACACGCAAGAACCGGAGACGCGGACCACCGUGAUGAUCAGGAACAUACCGAACAAGUACAGCCAGAAGCUGCUGCUGAACAUGCUGGACAACCACUGCAUCGAAUACAACAAGAAGAUCGAGGCCGGCGGAGGCGAAGGCGAGUUUGAGGGCCAGCCUUUCUCCUCCUACGAUUUCCUCUACCUCCCCAUAGAUUUCAGCAACAAGUGCAAUGUGGGGUACGGGUUCGUGAACUUGACCUCGCCGGAGGCAGCCGUGCGGCUGUACAAGGCGUUCCACAAGCAGCCAUGGGAGGUGUACAACUCGCGCAAGAUCUGCCAAGUUACAUAUGCACGCUUGCAGGGCCUGGAGGCGCUCAAGGAGCACUUCAAGAACUCCAAGUUCCCCUGCGACAACGACGAGUACCUGCCCGUGGUCUUCUCGCCGCCGCGCGACGGCCGGCAGCUCACCGAGCCGGAGCUCCUCGUCCCCCGCACGCUGGUCUCGUCGUCGUCCUCGUCGCUGCCUGCCAACGUAGAUCCACUGGCGCUAGAGCUCAUGGCGCCACCCUCAUCUUCCGGCGACGGCGCGUCCUCCACAAUGUCCACCCACGCCGACGAGGACGUCCGCGGCGACGGCAGCAACGAUGACGACGACGACGGGCUCGGCGAGGAGCUACAGCGCCUAGGCUACACCGACUAG
Messenger RNA from Lolium rigidum, 2082 nucleotides. RefSeq names its product protein terminal ear1 homolog. Gene Ontology annotation, molecular function: RNA binding. The transcript is spliced from 6 exons. NCBI's taxonomy places the organism in Eukaryota, Viridiplantae, Streptophyta, Magnoliopsida, Poales, Poaceae. The coding region runs from base 1 to 2082 and encodes 693 amino acids. The record is from RefSeq and is a predicted model, not a curated record.